Anoplopoma fimbria (sablefish) is the source of this 4324-nucleotide messenger RNA. RefSeq names its product papilin a, proteoglycan-like sulfated glycoprotein (gene paplna). Gene Ontology annotation, biological process: extracellular matrix organization. Gene Ontology annotation, molecular function: metalloendopeptidase activity; serine-type endopeptidase inhibitor activity. Gene Ontology annotation, cellular component: extracellular matrix. The record is from RefSeq and is a predicted model, not a curated record. Lineage: Eukaryota; Metazoa; Chordata; Actinopteri; Perciformes; Anoplopomatidae.
CAGAGGUUGCAGCCAUAUAUCUCUCCUCAUAGAUCCAGGACUCUGCAGCUCUUCUUCAGACUUCCAGCCAAAGCUCCCGGAGAGGAACCAGCUGUCAUUCCCGGUUCCUCCGCAAGGAUCCACCGGUGGUUUGGGACUCCAAGAAGCCGCAUUUAAAGCCACUAAACACGGGAACAAUGAAGAUGCUCCUGUCUCUGGUAAUCUUCCAGCUGCUCUUGGCUCCAGUUCUUAUGGUGCCCAGUGUGGAUCACUGGGACGCAUGGGGUCCUUAUGGAGAAUGCAGCCGGAGCUGUGGCAGCGGAGUGACCAUGAGAACCAGACGCUGUAUCACACACAGGACUGAUGGAGGACACAACUGUGUAGGACCGAUCAAGUCUUACCGCACCUGCAACAUCCAGGACUGUCCAGAGGGAUCCAAGGAUUUCCGUGAGGAGCAAUGCUCCCAGUUUGAUGGGACUGACUUCGAGGGGAAACUCUACAAGUGGCUCCCAUAUUACGGAGCUGAGAACCCCUGUGAGCUGAACUGCAUGCCAAGAGGAGAAAACUUCUUCUACCGUCACCGCAGCUCCGUGGUGGACGGGACGCCCUGUCACCCUGGACGGAGGGACGUCUGUGUGGGGGGAGUCUGCAAGCGUCUGGGCUGUGACAACAUGUUGGAGUCUCUCCAGCAGGAGGACCCCUGCCUGCAGUGUGGGGGCAACGGACAGUCCUGCUACCAAGUCAAGAGCAGCUUCACCAUACGCGACCUGCCAACUGGUUACAACCAGAUGUUCAUCAUCCCUGUUGGAGCGACCACCAUCAGCAUCAGAGAAACAGUGGCCACACGCAACUACCUUGCUAUCAAGAACCUGCGUGGUGAGUACUACCUCAAUGGCCACUGGGUAAUUGAGUUUUCCAGGGCGACACCUAUUGCUGGGACGAUGCUGUACUACCAGCGAGGAGCUGAGGGUGACAACGUCCCCGAAACCAUCAUCGGCCGCGGCCCCACCACUGAACCCCUCGUUGUUGAGCUGAUCAGCCAGGAGCCAAACCAAGGAGUGGAGUAUGAAUUUUAUCUUCCCAACGGACGCUCCAGACAAGGAUACUACUGGAGUUUUGGAUCCUGGACUUCCUGCAGCAGAGAAUGUGGAUCAGGCUACCAGUCUCGUUUGGUCUUCUGCACCAUUGACAACGAGUCCUACCCCGACUAUCUCUGUGCAUCUCUGCCAAGGCCUCAGACCAACCGCACAUGCAACCCUCAUGCAUGCCCACAGAUCCGCAGCUGGCAAAGCGGAGAGUGGAACACCUGCUCCGUUACCUGCGGUGGAGGCUCUCAGGUGCGCAGCGUGCAGUGCGUCUCCCAUGAUGCCGCAGGCCCCCGCGUGGUGGAGGAUGCUAUCUGCGCCACCUCCGCCGAGGCACCGCCCACUCUGCAGACCUGCAACAUGCAGAAGUGUGCAGAGUAUCAAGUGAGCAGAUGGAGUGCGUGUUCGGUGACUUGUGGUUCAGGCGAGCAGACCAGGGAGGUCACCUGUGUUGGUUCAGGAGGAAUGCGUCUGGAGGAAACUUCCUGCAGCACUCUGCUCCGCCCGACCGCCGUGCGACCCUGUGAGAUGGCGGCCUGCCUGAGACAGAUCAGCUGGCACGUCGGAGACUGGGGACUGUGCUCCAAGAGCUGUGGUACCGGCUCAAGAGAUCGGCAGGUGAUCUGCUCCGACCGGGAGAGGAACCUGUACCCUGUGGUCCAAUGUAACGCCUACCCCAAACCCUCCGCCGUGGAGCGCUGCAACACCCAGUCCUGCUACAGCCCACAGGUGGUUCCCAGCAUCCAGGACACACGAGGACACGACAACACACAGACUGUUUUCCAGCCUUACGUUCCAGACCACGCAACAGCCCGCAGACCGGAGACGGAUCCGAGCCAGACGAACACAGUCCAAGACCCUCACAGCAACGCCCCGGCCCUCCACUGCAGCCAGUCCUAUUAUGGCUGCUGCCCGGACGGACGCACUCCAGCCGGAGGCCCCCAGGAUCUGGGCUGCCCACAUGUCCCAGCUCCCACUCCCGUCCAGCCACACUGCGUCCAGACCAGUUACGGCUGCUGCCAAGAUGGAGUGACGGCGGCUCAGGGCCCCAACAGGGAGGGCUGUGUGGAGUACGCGGCGGCCCCUGCACCCACUGCUGUUCCUUCUCUUCCCACUGAGAAUGCAGUGCAGUGCCGCAUCACCACCUACGGGUGCUGUUAUGACCGCACCACACCUGCAGCAGGACCCAGCGGAGAAGGCUGCCCCAACCCACCCAACCACAUCGAGCGCUCCGUCUGCUCGCUGCCCCGCGCCGCCGGCUCCUGCAGCGGCUGGGUGUCCCGCUACCACUACGACGUCAUCGCCUCCAAGUGCGUGCAGUUCUGGUACGGAGGUUGCCACGGCAACAGCAACAACUUCAUGACCCGGGCCGAGUGCCAGAGGGGUUGCCGGGGGCCCGCAGCUCCCCAGCAGGGCCCGGGGCCGGUCGCUCCCGCCGCAGUGCCGACUGCUAGAAGAGAGUCCACCGCUGUGAGGACAGCAUCUGGAGCAGGACCAGCAUCUGGAGCAGGACCAGCAUCUGGAGCAGGUGGAUCCACAUCUGGAGGGUCAACAGGUGGGGGGUCACGCAGCAUGGGGAGGAUUUUCACAGUCCAGGGGGAUCGAAGCGGCACCAGCAGACAGGCCAUGAGCGCCGCCAACCACGCCCACAGAGCCAGAGUCCUUCUGCGCCCUCGCCGACCUUCCCACGCUAACGCUGCACAGCACACCGGCCCAGCAGCGAGUUUGACCCUUGGAGAAGUGACCAUCGAUAAGUCCGACCCCUCCACAGUGGAGGCUUUGGUGGGCCAGACCGCUGUGCUGCCCUGCAGAGUCAGCCCGCCGCCGUCCUCCACCGUCAACGUGGAGUGGAGAAAAGAUGCCGUCCCUCUGUCAACUCACAGGCAUCACCAGCAGCCCAACGGCUCCCUGUUGGUUGGUCCUCUCACUAAGUUGGACUCUGGUUGGUUCUUGUGUGUGGCCACUCGUGAACAGGAGAGAGACCAUCGCUACAUUUACCUGUCUGUCUCAGAGGGAUCCCCCCCGCUGGUUCCUACCUCACUGCCCGGAGACGGUCCUCUCCCUCGCUUCAGUAUCGAGCGUUCCAGUUCGUCUUUGCUGGAAAUGCGAGCCGGACAAACUGCCAGACUGUCCUGCACCAUCGUCCCUCCGUCAGCACUUCAGUCUGUCAGCAUCCAGUGGACCAGAGACGGACAGACCCUCAGUGACUCCAGGAUUACCCAGCAUUCAGAUGGAACUCUCACCAUCGGCGUUCUGAAGUCUUCAGACUCGGGCGUCUACACGUGCACGGCCUCCUCUCUGCAGCAGCUGGAGCAGAGACAGCUGCAGCUCAGAGUCCAAGCCGACCUGAAGAUCACCACGGCUCCCAAUAACAUCAAGGUGUCUGAAGGCAGCACAGCUCAACUCCCCUGUGUGGUGUCAGGAGACAACGUCAGCAUAGGCUGGUCCAGAAACGGCAUUCCAGUGCGUCCAGACGGCCGUAACAUCCUGACGUCCUCUGACGGCAGCCUGAUCCUGAAGAACGUCAAGCCUUCAGACGAGGGCACGUACACCUGCAACGCCUACACCGGCAUCUACUCUGUGAGCGCCACGGCCGAAGUCAGAGUCAUCAAACACACACAACAAGGUGAUGAUGUGCCGCCAGAAUGCGUGGACCACCCCGAACUUGCCAACUGUGACCUGAUAGUCUACGCCCGACUUUGCUCCAACUCGUACUACUCCAGCUUCUGCUGUGCCAGCUGCACCAGGCACUCGCAGAAGAACGACAGGUUAGGCCGGCUGGGCUAGAGCGGCGGAGGUUUUUAAAAGAAACUGUGGGACGGAUGGGAGAGGGGACAACGGCGAGACAUUAAAGCUGCAUUUCGAAAACCUGAAAACACUGAACUUUUGCCAAAAGUACUCAAAACACUCAUAUCUAUUGUGCAGAAUCACAAUUCAAGAGUGCACCAGAAUAAAAGGGAUGAUUACUAUUAGAUGUUGUUAAAUCUGUGAACCUGGAGUUCAGGGAGUCUGUCUGUACACUGCUGCAUUAAACACUGAAUAUGGAGACAAUAAAUAGGGGCCUUAAAUAUUAAACUAUUAGUCGAAUGUGAUGAAGCAAGAGUCAAACUUUCUUUGUCGUUCUUCCUCCGCCACGUCUUUAAAAAUAAGUUAUUUACUCUUUGGACCUUCUGUACGUGUUCUCUGUUUUCUAGAGAAUUGUUUUACUUUCAGGUUUAUCAAAAGGAUUUAACGUGUACAUCCAGAGAAAUUAAACUGUA